Heterocephalus glaber (naked mole-rat) is the source of this 3771-nucleotide messenger RNA. It is a transcript of the gene Ube3a, whose product is annotated as ubiquitin protein ligase E3A. Lineage: Eukaryota; Metazoa; Chordata; Mammalia; Rodentia; Bathyergidae. Gene Ontology annotation, biological process: protein polyubiquitination; ubiquitin-dependent protein catabolic process. Gene Ontology annotation, molecular function: ubiquitin protein ligase activity. The record is from RefSeq and is a predicted model, not a curated record.
GCUAGCCCGCACGCUCAGGUCACCCUGUCCCGUUUACCGGAGCAGCUCCGGGUGAAGAGGGGUGGUCAGGGUCGGAGCCUAGCGACUGAGGCUUCUGCGCCGCCUCGGGGCUUGAACCUAUCAACGCCGCCUCCGCCAAUACUCGGAGCCGACUCGUCCCCCAAUAAAAUCGGAGGCGUUCUUCCACUGGGUAGACCACGGGGUGCGGUCCAGCCCUCCAGGGAGUGCCGCGGGCUUCCGGAGCGUACCUGGUUCUUUCUGCUCGGCCACCGACAGCACAGAGUGAGGUUAAAAAUCUGUAAGAGGCUGAUUUUAGAAUUCACCAGCUCCUCAGAAGUUUGGCGAAAUAUGAGUUAUUAAGCCUACGAUCAGAUCAAGUUAGCAGCUAGACCCGUGUGACAGCCUGUUUCUAAUCAGUGACUCAGCUGUACUCACCCUGAUGCCACCGAAUGGCCACAGCUAGUAAAAGGUCACCAGGAGAACCCCAGUCUGACGACAUUGAAGCUAGCCGAAUGAAGCGAGCAGCUGCAAAGCAUCUAAUAGAACGCUACUACCACCAGUUAACUGAGGGCUGUGGAAAUGAGGCCUGCACGAAUGAGUUUUGUGCUUCCUGUCCAACUUUUCUUCGUAUGGAUAACAAUGCAGCAGCUAUUAAAGCCCUCGAGCUUUAUAAGAUUAAUGCAAAACUCUGUGAUCCUCAUCCCUCCAAGAAAGGAGCAAGCUCAGCUUACCUUGAGAACUCGAAAGGUGCCCCUAACAACUCUGAGAUAAAAAUGAACAAGAAGGAUGGAAAAGGAGCUAGAAUUGAUUUUAAAGAUGUGACUUAUCUUACUGAAGAACUGGUGUAUGAAAUUCUUGAAAUAUGUAGAGAGAGAGAGGAUUAUUCCCCUUUAAUCCGUGUUAUUGGAAGAGUUUUUUCGAGUGCUGAGGCAUUGGUACAGAGCUUUCGGAAGGUCAAACAGCACACCAAGGAAGAGCUGAAAUCUCUUCAAGGAAAGGAUGAAGACAAGGAUGAAGAUGAAAAGGAAAAAGCUGCAUGUUCUGCCGCUGCUAUGGAAGAAGAUUCGGAAGCAUCUUCCUCCAGGAUAGUUGAUAGCUCACAGGGAGACAACAAUUUACAAAAAUUAGGUCCCGAUGAUGUGUCUGUAGAUAUUGAUGCUAUUAGAAGAGUCUAUACCAGAUUGCUCUCCAAUGAAAAAAUAGAAACUGCUUUUCUUAAUGCACUUGUAUAUUUGUCACCUAAUGUAGAAUGUGACUUGACAUAUCAUAACGUAUACUCUCGUGAUCCUAAUUACCUGAAUUUGUUUAUUAUUGUAAUGGAGAAUAGGAAUCUCCACAGUCCUGAAUAUCUGGAAAUGGCAUUGCCAUUGUUUUGCAAAGCAAUGAGCAAGUUACCCCUUGCAGCCCAAGGGAAACUGAUUAGACUAUGGUCUAAAUACAGUGCAGACCAGAUUCGGAGAAUGAUGGAAACGUUUCAGCAACUUAUUACUUACAAAGUCAUAAGCAAUGAAUUUAACAGUCGAAAUCUAGUGAAUGAUGAUGAUGCUAUUGUUGCUGCUUCAAAAUGCUUAAAAAUGGUUUACUAUGCAAAUGUCGUGGGAGGGGAAGUGGACACAAAUCACAAUGAGGAAGACGAUGAAGAGCCCAUCCCUGAGUCCAGCGAAUUGACACUGCAAGAGCUUUUGGGAGAGGAAAGAAGAAACAAGAAAGGUCCUCGAGUGGACCCACUGGAAACUGAACUUGGUGUUAAAACUCUGGACUGUCGAAAGCCACUUAUCUCUUUUGAGGAGUUCAUUAAUGAACCACUGAAUGAUGUUCUAGAAAUGGAUAAAGAUUAUACUUUUUUCAAAGUAGAAACAGAGAACAAAUUUUCUUUUAUGACAUGUCCCUUCAUAUUGAAUGCUGUCACAAAAAAUUUGGGAUUAUAUUAUGACAAUAGAAUUCGUAUGUACAGUGAACGAAGAAUCACUGUUCUCUACAGCCUAGUUCAAGGACAGCAGUUGAAUCCAUAUUUGAGACUCAAAGUCAGACGUGACCAUAUCAUAGAUGAUGCACUUGUCCGGCUAGAGAUGAUUGCUAUGGAAAAUCCUGCAGACUUGAAGAAACAAUUGUAUGUGGAAUUUGAAGGAGAACAAGGAGUUGAUGAGGGUGGUGUUUCCAAAGAAUUUUUUCAGUUGGUUGUGGAGGAAAUCUUCAAUCCAGAUAUUGGUAUGUUCACAUAUGAUGAAUCUACAAAGUUAUUUUGGUUUAAUCCAUCUUCUUUUGAAACUGAGGGUCAGUUUACUCUGAUUGGCAUAGUACUGGGUCUGGCUAUUUACAAUAACUGCAUCCUGGAUGUUCAUUUCCCCAUGGUUGUAUACAGGAAGCUAAUGGGGAAAAAAGGAACUUUUCGUGACUUGGGAGACUCCCACCCAGUUUUACAUCAGAGUUUAAAAGACUUACUGGAAUAUGAAGGGAAUGUGGAAGAUGACAUGAUGAUCACUUUCCAGAUAUCGCAGACAGAUCUUUUUGGUAACCCAAUGAUGUAUAAUCUAAAGGAAAAUGGUGAUAAAAUUCCAAUUACAAACGAGAACAGGAAGGAAUUUGUCAAUCUCUAUUCUGACUACAUUCUCAAUAAAUCAGUAGAAAAACAGUUCAAGGCUUUUCGCAGAGGUUUUCAUAUGGUGACCAAUGAAUCUCCCUUGAAGUACUUGUUCAGACCAGAAGAAAUUGAAUUGCUUAUAUGUGGAAGCCGGAAUCUAGAUUUCCAGGCACUAGAAGAAACUACAGAAUAUGACGGUGGCUAUACCAGGGACUCUGUUGUGAUUAGGGAAUUCUGGGAAAUCGUUCAUUCAUUUACUGAUGAUCAGAAAAGACUCUUCUUGCAGUUUACAACGGGCACAGACAGAGCACCUGUGGGAGGACUAGGAAAAUUAAAGAUGAUUAUAGCCAAAAACGGCCCAGACACAGAAAGGUUACCUACAUCUCAUACUUGCUUUAAUGUCCUUUUACUUCCGGAAUAUUCAAGCAAAGAAAAACUUAAAGAGAGAUUGUUGAAGGCCAUCACAUAUGCCAAAGGAUUUGGCAUGCUGUAAAACAAAACAAACAAAAAAAGGAAGAAAAAAAGGAAAAUUUUAAAAUGUAGUAACUAUAACAAGAGGGGUAAAUUUGGUGGUGAUGGUGUCCCAGUACAAAAGGCUGUGAGCGUGAACACAGUGGCCAUCUGUGUCUGUGCCUCCCUUCUUUAUCGGGGACGCGUGGGCUGGAACAGCAGAUUUCAGCAGCAUAUAUGAACAAAUCCUUUAUUAUUAUUAUAAUUAUUUUUUCGCGUGAAAGUGUUACAUAUUCUUUCACUUGUAUGUACAGAGAGGUUUUUCUGAAUAUUUAUUUUAAGGGUUAAAUCACUUUUGCUUGUGUUUAUUACUGCUUGAGGUUGAGCCUUUUUGAGUAUUUAAAAUAUAUAUACCAACAAAACUACUCUCCCAAGGACAACAUUGCCGCCAUUUGUAGACCAUGUAACCUUCAAGUAUGUGCUAUUUUUUUAAAAUCCCUGUAUCUAACUCAAAUCAGGAACUUUUUUUUUUUUUUUUUAUAAACAGUUUGCUUUUUAAACUUGAAGUCUUGGAAACAGUGCGAUGCAAGUACUGCUGUUCUAGUCCCUAAAGAGUUUUCUGUGCAGAAUCUUGCGAAUCAAUAAAGAUGGAAGGGAGAACUUGGAAUAUUUUAACUGCACCUCUCAGAACUUUACUUUAGUAACAGCACAACAAUUUAAAAACAACUCAUGCCACAGUA